Molecule: messenger RNA, 1416 nt
Organism: Ruditapes philippinarum (Manila clam)
Lineage: Eukaryota; Metazoa; Mollusca; Bivalvia; Venerida; Veneridae
Product: cerebellin-1-like
Exons: 2
Coding region: 296-868 (190 amino acids)
Molecular function (GO): protein binding
Source: RefSeq, a predicted model, not a curated record
ACCUAGCCUUCUGCAAGGUUGCUUUUCUGAAAAAGAUCGUUUAAAAUGAAGUGUGGUAAUACUAUCGUUUUAGUUUUGGUAGGAGUAGCAAUAUUUGGUUGUAGCACUCACCCAAUCGGUGUCGACUUUAAAAAGCAGCCUGAACGUUAUGUAAGUGAGGAAGUUGUGUUAAACUUAGUAUCUGAUAACAAAAAGUUAUCUCAAAAGGUUUCUGUUCUUGAAUCCGAUUACAGUUUGCUGAAGGAACAAUUGGAAAAUCAAAUUGAGAAUAACAAAAAUCUAGAACAACGUCUGGAUGGCAUGUUUGAUAGACUUUGAUAGACUUCUGAGUGAUUCUCAACAUAAAGUUGCGACAGGGACGACAGAAGACGCAUAUACAGAGCCAUUGUUCAAUAGAACAAGAAAUAACACUGAUUUUUUCAACAAAAGGGUAGAUAAUAAAAGAGUUAAGAGACAAGAGGGAGACAACAUUGCAUUUUCAGCUUACGUGGACCAUGAAGUAAGAUUUAUGGGUAAAGACCAAACUGUUCAGUUUGAGAAUGUUCCCCUUAACGAGGGGAAUGGAUUUAACAAUUACACUGGAGUAUUUACAGUCCCAAGAAGUGGAGUUUACAUGCUUAUAUUCUUUGUCGAAGAUUUCCACGAUUUUCAGUCAAUAUUUCAUUUAGUCGUGAAUAAAAAUAUUGUGUCAAGUGCAAUUGCUGAUCCGAUACCCGAAGGGCAAAACAUUCAAGGUGGCAAUGUUGUGUUGGUUCAUUUAAAUGCCGGUGAAUCUGUCUGGGUGUCUGCUGCUGUUGCGGGUGAUGAUAUUGAAGGAUAUAGCACGCUUAGAACGAGCACGUUUUCAGGCUACCUGGUGUAUGAAUAACAAAAACAAUAGUUCCUUGUGAAUUAUGUACGUUUUUGGUCUUUUAUUAUGUUUUCGAAUUCAACGUUGUUUCAAAGGAAAUCAAAUUUUGUUUUUAAAUGUUUUUAAAAUUUAACAUUUUAACAUUUUGAAAUUAGAAAACCAUAAACUGUUAUAUAUUGUAAUAUUUGCUAAUACGUGAACGUCUGAUUAAAUAAAAAUAUAGAAAAUCCGAAUCCUUAAAGAAAGUCCAACACGGCAAACAGUUAAAAUGUUGAGGGCCCUUACACCGGCUUAAGAAGAAAAAGAAUCUUUAUUCUUUCAUUAAUCUCAAAAUACACAAUUGACAAAGCCAUUAUAGCUCAUAGUCACAUUUUUGUAUAUACACUUAUGAAUUAAUAUUGGCAUUAGUCAACAAUAAAUCUGUCAAUAAAUUAAACAAAAUAUAUGUAAAAAUAGUAAGAUGCAAGAAACAGGAUACACUACUCUUACAUUAAAUGCUUUUGAUUCGUAAUUACUUCCCUUACAUUUCAAAAUAUUUAAUACUGAGACUCGUUUCUAAAAAUGUG